UAGGCCCGUCUGCCAGUGGCAUUCCCGUCCGGAUGAUUGGCAGGCGUUCCGGUCUUCUCCGGGCGGUGGUGCCAUCGGUCCACGCGGUGACGUCGGAACCCGGCGCCGUCGCCAUUGGCCGCGCGCGUCGCGGGGCGUGUUGCCUGGCGAUGUGGCGCGCGACGCGCAGGUUGGCGGCGGCAACGGCGGCGGCGACGCCGUCGUCUUCCCUGGCGGGCGGGGGAAGGGCAGCGCCGCUCCAUUUAUCAUCGCGGGCGGGCGGCUGUUUCUGUCAGUCGAGCCGCCGCGCACCGAAGUGGAUCUCGCCUGCCUCCCUCGCGGGCCCGAAGGUGAACGGGGCGCGUAUUUUUUUUAGGGAGAUCAACAACACAAUCAUGCCUGAGAUAAAUACAGAUGAAUUGGAUGAGCAGCAAGUGCAAUUGCUAGAAGAGAUGUGCAUCCUAAUAGAUGAAAAUGACAACAAGAUCGGUUCAGACACAAAGAAAAACUGCCACCUGAAUGAAAACAUCGACAAAGGAUUAUUGCAUCGUGCUUUCAGCGUCUUCUUGUUCAACACGGAGAAAAAGCUACUGUUGCAACAGAGAUCAGAUGCCAAAAUCACUUUUCCAGACUGUUUUACCAAUACCUGUUGCAGUCAUCCACUAAGCACCCCCCUUGAACUGGAAGAAAAUAAUGCCCUUGGCAUUAGAAGAGCAGCGCAGAGAAGACUGAAAGCCGAGUUAGGAAUUCCACUGGAUCAGGUCACUCCAGAAGAAAUCUUCUACCUAACCCGAAUUCACUACAAAGCCCAAUCCAAUGGAACAUGGGGAGAACAUGAAAUAGAUUACAUCCUUUUUGUGCAGAAGAAUGUAACGCUGGAUCCAGAUCCCAAUGAAAUUAAAAGCUACUGUUACAUGACGCAAGAAGAAUUGAGAGAACUGCUGGAAAAGGCUUCUCGAAAUGAAAUUAAGAUUACUCCGUGGUUCAGACUAAUUGCAGAGACUUUUCUCUUUAAAUGGUGGGAUAAUUUGAAUAAUUUGAAGAGAUAUGUUGAUCAUGAUAAGAUACACAGAAUGUAACAAAUUAGGCUGUUCUAAAAUAUCAUACCUUACAUUUUUCAUACUGAAAUUGUUUGUUGAAGAAAUGUAUUUGUAGAUUGAUUGCAAAAUAGGAAUAGGCCCCUUUAAGUGGAAAUUAGAUAUUUAUCUCAUAUUGCAAAGCUGGCUUGCUCCUGGAAUAAUAUUUCUUUUCCUUUCAUUUCAUGUGUAUUAAUAAGUCAUUAACAAGUUUGCACUCCAUGAAAAACCACUGUUAAGUCUGAAUAGUCACCAAGCCACAAUGCUAUGGGAGUAAUUAGGACUGGAUUACAAUCUCUCCCACAAUGAUCUGUUUGCACAAUUUGGAAUGCAUCAGCUAACCAGUCUUAUUAAGUGUAGGUAAAAUGAAGAGGUGAACCUGAACAAGUUGACUCUAAAGCUCUUUCAUAUUUUAUACCACUUAUUGAAGCAUGCAGCGCAGCAGCUUUUCUAUACUGUUCCCCUUCGAGCUACCUAUCUUGAGUAAUUAGCACUUUCAUAUUUAUACUUCACACUGUUCUGUGUUUGACUUCUUUUGAAGAACCUAUUCCCUUGUAAGCUAUUCUAGCACAUAAGAUAUUUUCCCUAUUAGAAAAGAUGCCUGAUAUUUCAGACUAGAAAUUAAAAUUUCUGUACCUGUAGAUUCUAAAUACGUCUUUCCUAUAAGAAUUAAGCUAUGAUCUAAAAGAAAGAAAAUCUUAAAUGUAAAUAAUUUUUUCACAGAACCUUGAAAAACACCUGAGCUAUUAACAGAACCAAGAAGGGAAAGAUUGUUAGGCAUAUCCUAUGGUCUAGGGCAGGUCUCCAACCGUGGCAACUUUAAAGCUUGUGGACUUCAACUCCCAGAAUUCCUCAGCCAGUUUUGCUGGUUGAGGAAUUCUGGGAGUUGAAGUCCACAAGCCUUUAAAGUUGCCAUGGUUAGAGACUCCUGGUCUAGGGGGAAAUGGUGUUGGUGUAUUCUUGGUAAAUACAAUUAUGAACCAUGAAAAUUAAAGUUUAAAAAUUGAAUCUGAUUGGUGUUGAAAUUUCCUAUUAAUUAGUUCAUGUAGAGUCAAAAAUAAAUGCUUUUGUGUUCUUUAUAAUGGCUUGUUAAAUGUAAUUGUGGGCUGGACGAUUGGGUAAUUUUACUAUUUGUACUAUCUGGAAGACAAAACUGGCUGAUAGUCCAAACAUUUUAAACGCUUGAGUAGCACUUCCAGAUCCUCCAAGGAAGAGAGAAACAACUACACAUUGGACAUAUUUCAAAUGGCUUGUCAUGGCAUCAGUAAUCUAUUUUGGGAGCUCUAGGUGAAUUGCUUUUAAGGUGCCAGUUUUGUAAUUUGAAAAGGAUUACCCAAAGAUGACUAAUAAAUCACUUUUACUUUUUGAAA
Messenger RNA from Ahaetulla prasina, 2425 nucleotides. RefSeq names its product isopentenyl-diphosphate delta isomerase 1 (gene IDI1). NCBI's taxonomy places the organism in Eukaryota, Metazoa, Chordata, Lepidosauria, Squamata, Colubridae. Gene Ontology annotation, molecular function: isopentenyl-diphosphate delta-isomerase activity. Gene Ontology annotation, biological process: isopentenyl diphosphate biosynthetic process; isoprenoid biosynthetic process. Bases 33 to 1058 code for a protein of 341 amino acids. The transcript is spliced from 5 exons. Gene Ontology annotation, cellular component: cytoplasm. The record is from RefSeq and is a predicted model, not a curated record.